Messenger RNA from Klebsormidium nitens, 2994 nucleotides. NCBI's taxonomy places the organism in Eukaryota, Viridiplantae, Streptophyta, Klebsormidiophyceae, Klebsormidiales, Klebsormidiaceae. The record is from the annotation of a GenBank genome assembly.
AUGGAGGACGGAGCAGGACAUGCAGCUCCUGAAGUUGCUGAGAUUGCAUACAAUGGAACUCCUUUGGAGCCCUUCAUACAGUUUGUUAAGCUGAAGGUUGGAGGCAAAGAGACUUGUGAGAGCUACAUCUUUGAGGCACCCAAUCCAACAAUCUCUGCAAAGACUGAAAAGCCAGGGCCUUCGUCUGGAAACCCAUUUGGUGCACCUCGGGUAGAGCCCUUCAAAGCUUGGGGCUGCACAGUCAUUGUCCUUUCCUGGCAAAAUUUCUUCAAGGGUUUCGUGCCUGAGAAGUUUAUCUGUGUCCGCGGCUGUGGCAAGGCCACUGUGGUACGCAAUGGCUGGUACUCUAAGCUAGUCAGGGCUUUGGGGCUCCAUCGACCCCUCUUUCUUCUCUCUCAGGAUUACCGCUGCAAGGACUGCCAUGCGAAGCCCGAUGGCAAGGGGGGCUACGGCAGCACGUUGUAUCUAGCUCACAGUCUAGAUAUCCUCAAUCAGUUGCGCCCCUUCGUCAAGGACCAGCUGCCCAUUGACUUCACUGAGACUGGCGUGCCUGUGGAGCGAUCGCUGCAGGAUUUGAUCCACUUUCUCGCUCCGGAAGCAAUCGGUUUCCCUCGCAUCGCACGCCUGGUGAAGGAGAUGCAUGUGUUGGCCGAAAAACGACGAGAGCUUGUCUACUAUGAGUACCAGUGCGAGUUGAAGGCAAAGCGGGCUGAGGCGGAAGCGAAGCGCCAGAAUGGUAUAGGCAGGUUUUUCGGUGGCACUGUUGGUGGGGGGGCAGGCAUUGAGCAGCUGGUUCAAAGCUGGGCCAUGGGGAAGCGAGUUCCGGACUGGAUUGCUGGUCCAGCGCUCCUGUCAGCAGUCUUCUUGCAGCAGGCUGCUGGGAAUAUACCCACAUACAACAAGCAGAUGGCGCUUGUGAAAGGCGAGUGCGUUGGGGUCGACCACUGCCACAAACUGAUGCGGAGGAUCAGAGGCGUGGAGGGGCAGCGUGUUUUGGAGGCCACCCUCACCAUGAUGACGGAGACGGGAGAAGUUGCAACCAGCCUUUGGACGCACAGUACGUCCCUUGAGGUUGUCAAAGACAAUCUCCGUCAAGUCUACGAGCGGAUGGCAGCAGCAGGCCGCGCACCCCGGGUGUUAUUCUGUGACUGGCCCGAGGUGAUGGGCCCCUUUUUCAUGGGCAUCUGGCCCGGGCUGGAGGCGUACCUCAUGGACAUUUUGCACGCUAUCAUGCGUGUGACCAAGCGCAUCCCUGAAGAUCAUCCUUUCAGAGGUUGGUUGCAAGGGAAGCUGAGCGACGCCAUCUUCCUCAAAAACCAAGCGGACAUGGUGGGAAUUAUGAAGGAGCUUGAUCAGAAGGGGAAAACACUUUCGGACAAAUCUGGGAAGAAUGCACUGAGGAGAUGCCGCAAAGCAGUACCACCCCCGGAGGUCUUGCUUGCGCGGCUUGAGGCAGUUGGCGACGAGGCGUCGUCCAAGGUCAACCCGCUCACUUCGGAGCCCCUCCUUGGGUCUGACGCUCAACGAGCGUUUCAGGGUCUACUUGAGCAAGCGCGGCUCGGCUUGUUGAGCGAUCCGCCAAACAUGGAGAUGUACUAUCUCAAGCCUGCGAACGGUGCAAACGCCCGCCCCCAGUAUGCCUGCAAACGAGUGGGCUCAAGACUGGAGGGCUUCCACGUGCACUUCCAGGCCAUCCUGAAGAACUACAACAUCAGCGCGGAACUUGCGUGGGCGGUGGCCGCCACGUGGCUGAACGGGUGGAACAUCCGGAUGCGGCAAACCAACUGCGGCGAACCCGACUAUGGCCCCGCCUUCAAUCUUGAAAUCCUAUAUCGGAUUGGAGAGCAUAUGCAAGCCCUCGGUCUGGCCCCGGCGUACAGGGAUGUGCAAUUCACCAUGGAGGAGACUGCGGAGAGCUUCGGAAUCCAUUGCACCCCUGCCGGGCUCCAAGAGGUCGCCGCUGCCUUCCAAGAGGGGGAGUUCGCUCCGACCCAAUUCCCAGAGGUUGCAUACCUGGACUCCGAUGGUCUGGACUUCGACGCCAAUUCCGAGCCGGAGUCAGGGGGCGCUGCACGGCCGCAAAUAAACCCUGUCCCUGGGGGGAAUGAAGCGCCCGACCAGCCAGCCAUCCCGCGCCCGCCAAGUGCGCAUGAUCGAGGCGCGCGGAACCAGGCAGCCGUCGUGCCCGCGCUCCCUGUUUUGGGGGACAGCGUGCACCACCAGUCGGCGGUCUUGCGGCCAACCGUUCGUGCCGGGGGGACGCCCAACCAGCCCGUCUUCACGUCGCCGGUCGUUGUGUCGAGUAGUGGGGUUCGGAGUCAGCCCACUCUCGCGCCACCGCUGUUCGUCUCGGGUGAGGGGGGGCGGAGCCAGCCAGCCUUCGCGCUGCCGUCUGCUCGUCCCGCUGAGGGAGUGCGGAGCCAGCCAGCCUUUGCGCCGGCGUCUGCUGUUCCUGGUGGGGGCGUGUGGAGCCAGCCACCCUUCGCGCCAACGUCCGCUGCUCCUCGGGGGGGGUGCGGAGCUGGUCCUGGUGGGGGGGGUCGGUGCCAGCCAGCCUUCGCGCCGCACCCGGCUGUUCCUGGGGGGGGGGUGCGGAGCCAGCCCGUCAUCGCUCCGCAUCCCGCUGUUCCUGGUGGGGCGGGGCGGAGCCAGCCCUCCGUCGCGCCGCACCCCGCUGUUCCAGGGGCGGGGUCCGGAGCCAGCCCGCCUUCAUGCUGCCGCCCGCUGUCCCUGGUUGGGGGAUCCGGAGCCAACCCGUCAUCGUCUCGCCGCUCGCUGUCCCUGCUAGGGGGGCUCACAGCCAGCCCGUCUUACAACCGCCUGUUGUUGAGAGAGGGGGGGCGGAAAGCCUCAAGCAGCCCACUCUUGAUCGGCCGGGCGUUCCAAGUGGGGGCGCACGCAGCGAGCCCGCACCAGGGAACGCAGGCAGUCUUCACACUGUCUCCCCAACCGAGGGAGACGGUCCAUCAGGUGUUGCAGCGGAAGCCCCUGUAG